Messenger RNA from Ceratosolen solmsi marchali, 2882 nucleotides. RefSeq names its product zinc finger protein 271-like. Bases 148 to 2733 code for a protein of 861 amino acids. The transcript is spliced from 3 exons. The record is from RefSeq and is a predicted model, not a curated record. Gene Ontology annotation, biological process: regulation of transcription by RNA polymerase II. Gene Ontology annotation, molecular function: DNA-binding transcription factor activity, RNA polymerase II-specific; RNA polymerase II transcription regulatory region sequence-specific DNA binding; zinc ion binding. Gene Ontology annotation, cellular component: nucleus. Lineage: Eukaryota; Metazoa; Arthropoda; Insecta; Hymenoptera; Agaonidae.
CGGUGUGCGAGGAUGAUGGCGAACAAAAAAUAAAGGGGAGAAGGAACGGUGCUGGCAGCCGCCACUGGGAGAGAGAAAAGCGUAUGGCGUAGCGUUUCAGUCGCGAGUCGGCGGCCCGAGAACUCGGGCGUUGAACGCGCGCGCGCAAUGCAGGAGGUAAAGAUCUACGGGGCCCGAGCCAGCGACGCCGUGGCCCACGACGGGGAGACGACGGCGGUGCCCGGGUCCCCGGACCUCGAGACGUGUCGGCUCUGCGUCAAGAGGUGCGGUCUAGGUUCGGAACACUGGGGCCUCUUCGAGACCGACCUGCCGCAGAAACUCAUGGCGUUCGCCGCCGUACAGAUUCAAAAGAAUGAUGGCUUACCGUCGGUCAUCUGUACAAACUGUCGAAAUUUGGUGUACAUGUCGUACAAUUUUAAGUGUCAGGUAGAAAGAAGCGAUCAUGAUCUUCGCCAAGCUCUUCUCAUUGGACAAUCAACGACCCAUUGGCCUUCGGUAUCAAUUGUAAAAUCCAUUGAAACUAUAAAUACAUUGGAAAGUAUGGUACCUUGUUUGCAAAAGAAUAUCAAUGGCCCCUGCAUGUCGGUACAACACGAACAUAGUGAGAAUAAUCAUGAACAAUUUAUUUUUGAUAUUGCCAAUAGUUGUGAUAUAGAAAGUGAAACAUGUAAAAAGCAAGUUCAAAUGGAAUCGAAUAGUUUGAUUGGGGCAGAGAAUAUUGUAGAAAAUAGUAAUGCAAUUACUUUUGAAUUGAGCGGUGGAAUAUCGGAAAGCGUGAAUAGUAGGGAGCACGCUUUAAUAACUUACGAAGAGCAAUACGAGAUGAAGAACGAAUUAAUUAUCAAAGCUGAUUCUGGUGAAUUGAAAUCAAAGGAAAUACUCGAAAGUUUUAAUCAAAGCGACGAUGAAAAGCCAUUAAUAUUGAGAACAAAACGUCACAAAUGUAAUUAUUGCAUAAAGUCGUUUGCCAGCCUGUCGUUGCUGGAAAAACACGCUGUGAUUCACAAAAGGCAUCUGGAAAUAGUUUAUACUUGCUAUUUAUGCGACGAGCAAUUUUCCUCGGUCGAUAAAGUGAAAAAUCAUGCGUUGGUCACUCACGGCGUGAACUUGGAGAAAGAAAAAAUAAUGGAAAGUACAAGAAUGCGACGUUUAUCCGGUUGGGUUAAAAAGAUCGACGACCCUAUUAAUUAUGAGCAGAACAAUUUAUUGGUCGAAAGUAUGGAUGAAAUGAAAAAUAAUAAAUUUGUCUGUAAAUUUUGUUCCAGACAAUUUACUUAUCAUAAGUCUUUUAUGGCUCAUAUUACAACGCAUCCGGAUUAUAACGAUAAACUAUUAAGCGAAUUGAAUAAAGGUCCAAUAGUUUCACAGGCUGCUCGGACAAAUACAAAAACUACUUUGCCCUCUGAGAACGCUGAGGUUAUUUCUGAUCAAAUAAAUGCUGAAAUCACUUCCCAUUCGGAAACUUUAAAAAGCGUUUCUUAUCCAAUAAGUGAAGAGCCGUCUUCGCAAUCAAGAAUUUUAGCAACAGUCUCUCAAGAGAAUAAGUGCAAAGGCGGAGGUAUUUAUAGAGACGAUACGGAGGAAUCUGAAGCCGAUGACGACGAUGACGAUGACGACGACGAUGGUCAGUGCGAGGAUGACGAUAUGCCCGCAGCUAGUAUACAGUGUAAUCAAUGUGGUAAACUCGUCGCAACUUUAAGAAAUCUCAAAAGGCAUCUCCUAACACAUUCUGGCCUUAAACAUAAAUGCUCGAUAUGUAGUAAGGAUUUCUCAAGACCUGACAAGCUUCGAGAGCACCAGCAAUUAAAACACAAGGAGGAACUGUUUGGGAAAUCUGAUUCAGACAACGAAUCGUCGGACGACAAUAAUGUAUCCGUUGCUCGGAAAAAGGAUAAAUGUAAUCGACCGUAUAAAUGUUCGCUGUGUCCGAAGGCCUUUGCACAGCCUCAAUCACUGGCCAAUCACGAAGAAAGACAUAAACGGGUUCGCGAUGUACAGAAGCGCUACUUGUGUGAAGUCUGUAGCAAAUGCUUUGCACAAAGUGGUUCGUUAGUAGCUCAUAUGCGUACUCAUACAGGUGUAAAGCCUUAUGUUUGCAACGUGUGCAGUAGAGCUUUCACCAAAAGUACAUAUCUGCAACUUCAUCUUAGAACGCAUAGCGGAGAAAAGCCGUAUAUUUGUCAAUAUUGUAGCAGAGCUUUCGCCAGAGCAAACACCUUGGCUCGACACAUCACUAUGCAUACGGGAGAAGCCAAGUAUCAAUGCCAAAUCUGCACAAAAUCUUUCAGACGACUCACAUCUUUGAACGAGCACACAUAUACUCACACAGGUCAAAGACCUUACGCUUGUAAGAUUUGUUCCAAGAGGUAUAACAAUGCUGGUUCGUUGUAUGCACACACAAAGAAAUGUAAGGCGAUGCAAGUUGCUGCGAAUCAAACAACAUACUCGGUCUCUCUACAUCCGAAUGAUAAUACUAGCAUAGUACCACAGAAUGACAGUAAUAAUGCGCCACAGCUUCUGAUUUUUACCGAGAAGAAAAUCGAUGAAUUAAUAACUGACGAGUCUAUAACGGCUGUACCGUCCACCUGCCAAUACAUGAUUACGAAUGUACACGCUCAGAAAUCAAUGACACCCAAUGUGCUCGAGCCAUACACGAUUCAAGAAUCUGAUGUUUAUAGUAUGAACUCUAAACAAUUUAAGACACCUUAUUACGGAUUGUAUCCAAAUAUGUGAAAAUUGUAAAUUUGUUCAAGUUAAGUGAAAUGUUUGUAUGUCUUAUUUUUUCUAUAAGUGAGAAAUAUUUAUCUUACAUUUGAUAAAUUCUAUUUACUGUAAAAACUGUAAAACUGUAAAAAGUUAAUUUUUCAUUCUAACCAAUGAAU